AUGGCUCAUCAGGAAGAAUUAUUUGCUGUGAAAAAAUAUUUCAAAGAAACACAUUCUCGUGAGAUUAACUUCUGCGAGAAUUUAAAGAAUUUCUUAGAAACGCAAAAUAUUUAUGAAAAUAUUAGUGAUUCUAUCAACGAUGGCAAUCUUCUUACUGCUAUUGAAAAAUUGAUGAAAGUUGAAAGUAUCAGAUAUCAUUUGCUCUCAAUAGCCAAAUCUCAUGACAAUUACGAUAAUAUCAUUAAGCUCAUAACACCGUAUUAUAAUCAACUUGAAGAUAUAUAUGCAAAUUUUUUAAAAGAAGCAAAGUAUUAUUGCUCUCGAGGCAUUGAUAUUAUACGUGGAAAAAAUCAAGAAACGAAAAAACAGCUUGAAGUGGUUCUCCGAGCAGUUGAAUUAGAUAACAAAGUUGAUAAAUUAUACGAAAAUAAUCUAUUCAAAAUCGUCAAUCGUCCACACUGCUGGCGUCAAAUGCUUUUUGAUAUUGUUGAAGAACGAAUUCAGCAACGAAUAGAAGCAUUUCAAAUCGAAGAUAGAAAAUUAAACAAAAACUGGCUGAUAAGGUAUGGUGAUUAA
Messenger RNA from Thelazia callipaeda (thelaziosis nematode), 576 nucleotides. NCBI's taxonomy places the organism in Eukaryota, Metazoa, Nematoda, Chromadorea, Rhabditida, Thelaziidae. The record is from the annotation of a GenBank genome assembly.